GUCACUACACGGCGAACAUGCGUGAGAUAAUGCAAUGCGAGCGAAAUGAUGCGAGAAAAUACGGAUUCGGAAGCCUUUUACCAAAAGUACACUUUAUCAGAAGAAACCAUGGCGAAACUCGAAUCUAUCAGGGAAGCAUUGAAAGAUAACAUCGCUCAGGCUAAUCCGAUGUGGAAACUCAUAGCGGAGCAGGAACAGAAUGAAAAAGAAAUAUGUUCAGAGAGUGAAGAUAGCGACGAUAAGGAUGAACCAAUGGAUAAUAACGAAUCUCAAACGAACUGCGAUCAAUCAGUACCACCACCGUCUACUCAAUUUUACUUUACACAAACUGAGAGAACUAUAGAACUGAAGAGAUCUGUUGCUGCAGUGCCACAAAGAUGUGAUAUUUUAGAAUGUGCUUGCGAGAAUUUAGAACGAAAUAAUGGCAAACUAGACUUCUUCCAGUUAGAGAAUUUAUCUGAUGAAGAUCUUGUUCCAUUGGUGGACGAGAUGGCAAGAAAAUUAAGUCCUAAGGGUAUCUAUAAUCUGUGUCUGUCAAUGAAUGAUAUGACUGUUGAGCAGAGAAUAAAAUAUCUCAAUAUAUUUUGCACACAUUUGUUGCUACCAAAGAUAGUCGAACUAGAGGAGCCAUCUCGUUUAUUAUCAUCUGCGAUCGUUGAAUGCAUUAAAAUGUUUCCCGAUGAGGUUCAGCAACUUAUAUUUGUUCCUAUUCUCAACAUUGAGUUGAAAGAUAUAACAUUGAUCACCACCAUUGUGAAUGCGUUUGAUCAGCAAAGGAAAACAAUUCUUUUAGGAAAAUUUCUUGCAUGUGUGGAGGAAUUAAAGUUAUGGCAUAUAUCUGUGUUGCAAAGUUUGUUAUCUGUAAGACUGGACCACAACAUGAUUGAUAAAAUUAUCAAAUUAUUCUUGGAAAAAGCACUUUGUUAUUCCAAAGAUAAAAACUUCGGAAAACUUAUGCUGUCAUUUUUGAAAAUUAAUACAGCAUUAAUUGAAGAACAGAAAAAUGUAAUGGCUGAAAUCGCUGCUGUUAAUGAAACAUUAUUCAAAAAACCUAUAGAAAAUAUUUUAAGGAACAUGUAAUCGCUAAAUCACAUGUGUAAAAAUGCAUCUAUAAUUGUCUAUCUAAUUUA
Molecule: messenger RNA, 1130 nt
Organism: Atta colombica
Lineage: Eukaryota; Metazoa; Arthropoda; Insecta; Hymenoptera; Formicidae
Exons: 4
Coding region: 46-1080 (344 amino acids)
Biological process (GO): interstrand cross-link repair
Cellular component (GO): Fanconi anaemia nuclear complex
Source: RefSeq, a predicted model, not a curated record